CCGUGUGAACUGAGGCAGGGCUUUUACUUUCUCGGCGAGGUUCCUGGCACUGGGGGAUGUGCCUCUGUGCUCUCUGUGGCUGUGCUGACGCUGCUGCAUGAGAAAAAAAGAAAUAGCUGGCUGCAGCCUUUCAGGGACUCCUCUCGCGGACCGCCGGAGCACAGUGCAAUAAAUAUGGCAGCAGAGCUAUCCACUUCCAUAAACAUCAAGGAGCCCCGGUGGGACCAGAGCACAUUUGUAGGUCGGGCCAAACAUUUCUUCACCGUCACGGACCCGAGGAACAUCCUCCUCACCAACGAACAACUCGCGCACGCGCACAAAAUCAUCACUGACUACAGGCAAGGUGUAGUCUCUCCAGGCCUGACAGAGGAUGAGCUGUGGAGAGCCAAAUAUGUUUUUGACUCGGCUUUCCAUCCCGACACCGGGGAGAAGAUGAUCCUGAUCGGACGCAUGUCAGCACAGGUUCCCAUGAACAUGACCAUCACCGGGUGCAUGAUGACGUUUUACAAGACGACUCCAGCUGUGUUGUUCUGGCAGUGGAUUAAUCAGUCUUUCAAUGCAAUAGUCAACUAUACCAACCGGAGCGGCGACGCCCCGAUCACAGUCAGUCAGCUUGGCACAGCUUAUGUGUCUGCCACCACGGGGGCAGUUGCCACCGCUCUAGGACUAAAUGCACUAACAAAGCAUAUCUCACCUCUGAUUGGACGUUUUGUCCCAUUUGCUGCUGUGGCUGCUGCGAACUGUAUCAACAUCCCACUGAUGAGACAAAGAGAGCUUCAGCACGGCAUCCCCAUAACAGAUGAAAAUGACAACAGGUUAGGAGAGUCGACGAAAGCUGCACAGCAGGCAAUCUCUCAGGUUGUGGUCUCUAGGAUCCUCAUGGCUUCUCCAGGAAUGGCUAUCCCCCCGUUUUUAAUGAACCAUUUGGAGAAGAAGGCGUUCCUGAAGAAGUUCCCAUGGAUGAGUGCACCUAUUCAAGUCGGCCUGGUGGGAUUCUGUCUGGUGUUCGCCACCCCGCUCUGCUGUGCACUGUUCCCUCAGAAGAGCUCCAUGUCAGUCAGCCGCCUGGAGCCGGAGCUGCAGGAGAAAAUCCGGGCCAGCCACCCGGGAGUGGAGAGGGUUUACUUCAACAAAGGGCUAUGAGCACGCGUCCCCUCCAUCCAAACACUGCCGUAACACAGCUGCGGGCUCGGUCCUCACCUCUCUGCCAGCUCUCCUCAUUCCGUGUGCCAAAGUUAAGUUCGUGUCUGCUCAUUUCCACCAUUCACAUGGGUAUCCGAGGACUCCCCCUCUCA
Molecule: messenger RNA, 1295 nt
Organism: Mugil cephalus (flathead mullet)
Lineage: Eukaryota; Metazoa; Chordata; Actinopteri; Mugiliformes; Mugilidae
Gene: sfxn1
Product: sideroflexin 1
Exons: 11
Coding region: 175-1143 (322 amino acids)
Biological process (GO): monoatomic ion transport; serine import into mitochondrion
Cellular component (GO): mitochondrial inner membrane
Molecular function (GO): monoatomic ion transmembrane transporter activity
Source: RefSeq, a predicted model, not a curated record